Messenger RNA from Globicephala melas (long-finned pilot whale), 2170 nucleotides. RefSeq names its product acetylcholinesterase (Yt blood group) (gene ACHE). NCBI's taxonomy places the organism in Eukaryota, Metazoa, Chordata, Mammalia, Artiodactyla, Delphinidae. Gene Ontology annotation, cellular component: plasma membrane. Gene Ontology annotation, biological process: choline metabolic process; acetylcholine catabolic process. Gene Ontology annotation, molecular function: acetylcholinesterase activity. The record is from RefSeq and is a predicted model, not a curated record.
GGUGUGUGCGGGGGGCCGGAGGCGGCGGCUGUCAGAGUCGGCUCAGCCUGCGCUGGGGAACAUCGGCCGCCUCCAGCUCCCGGCGCGGCCCGGCCCGGCCGCCUCAGACGCCUGCCUGCCCUGGCAGCCAUGAGGCCCCCGUGGUGUCCCCUGCACACGCCCUCCCUGGCUUCCCCGCUCCUUCUCCUCCUCUUCCUCCUGGGAGGAGGGGCAGAGGCUGAGGGCCCAGAGGACCCAGAGCUGCUGGUGACUGUGCGUGGGGGCCGGCUACGGGGCUUCCGCCUGAUGGCCCCUGGGGGCCCUGUCUCUGCUUUUCUGGGCAUCCCCUUCGCAGAGCCACCUGUGGGCCCCCGUCGCUUUCUGCCACCAGAGCCCAAGCGGCCCUGGCCAGGGGUGCUGAAUGCCACAGCCUUCCAAAGAGUCUGCUACCAAUAUGUAGACACCUUGUACCCCGGCUUUGAGGGCACCGAGAUGUGGAACCCCAACCGUGAGCUGAGCGAGGACUGCCUCUACCUCAAUGUGUGGACACCGUACCCCCGGCCUGCGUCCCCCACCCCUGUCCUCGUCUGGAUCUACGGGGGUGGCUUCUACAGCGGGGCCUCCUCCCUGGACGUGUAUGAUGGUCGCUUCCUGGCCCAGGCCGAGGGGACUGUGCUGGUGUCCAUGAACUACCGGGUGGGAGCCUUUGGCUUCUUGGCCCUGCCGGGGAGCCGGGAAGCCCCAGGCAAUGUGGGUCUACUGGAUCAGAGGCUGGCACUGCAGUGGGUGCAGGAGAACGUAGCAGCCUUCGGGGGGGAUCCAACGUCAGUGACUCUGUUUGGGGAAAGCGCAGGUGCCGCCUCCGUGGGCAUGCACCUGCUGUCCCCACCCAGCCGGGGCCUGUUCCACAGGGCCGUGCUGCAGAGCGGGGCACCCAAUGGGCCCUGGGCCACAGUGGGUGUGGGAGAGGCCCGCCGCAGGGCCACGCUGCUGGCCCGCCUCGUGGGCUGUCCGCCUGGUGGGGCUGGUGGCAAUGACACAGACCUGGUGGCCUGCCUGCGGACACGGCCGUCUCAGGAUCUGGUGGACCACGAGUGGCAUGUGCUGCCUCAGGAAAGCGUCUUCCGCUUCUCCUUCGUGCCUGUGGUGGAUGGAGACUUCCUCAGUGACACGCCUGAAGCCCUCAUCAAUGCCGGAGACUUCCAUGGCCUGCAGGUGCUGGUGGGUGUGGUGAAGGAUGAGGGAUCCUAUUUUCUGGUUUACGGGGCCCCAGGCUUCAGCAAAGACAACGAGUCUCUCAUCAGCCGGGCCCAGUUCCUGGCCGGGGUGCGGGUCGGGGUCCCCCAGGCAAGUGACCUGGCUGCCGAGGCUGUGGUCCUGCAUUACACAGACUGGCUGCACCCUGAGGACCCGGCACGCCUGAGGGAGGCCAUGAGUGAUGUGGUGGGCGACCACAACGUCGUGUGCCCCGUAGCCCAGCUGGCUGGGCGACUGGCCGCCCAAGGCGCUCGCGUCUAUGCCUACAUCUUUGAACACCGUGCAUCCACGCUCUCCUGGCCCCUCUGGAUGGGGGUGCCCCACGGCUACGAGAUCGAGUUUAUCUUCGGGCUCCCCCUGGAACCCUCGCUAAACUACACUGUCGAGGAGAGAACCUUUGCCCAACGACUGAUGAGAUACUGGGCCAACUUCGCCCGCACAGGGGACCCCAAUGACCCCCGAGACCCCAAAGCCCCGCAGUGGCCACCAUACACGGCGGGAGCGCAGCAGUACGUGAGCCUGAACCUGCGGCCACUAGAGGUGCGGCGGGGGCUGCGCGCCCAGGCCUGCGCCUUCUGGAACCGCUUCCUACCCAAAUUGCUCAGCGCCACCGACACGCUGGACGAGGCUGAGCGCCAGUGGAAGGCUGAGUUCCACCGCUGGAGCUCCUACAUGGUGCACUGGAAGAACCAGUUUGACCAUUACAGCAAGCAGGAUCGCUGCUCAGAUCUGUGACCCAGGAGGGACCCCCUCGUCCCGCUGCCCUGCCCGCUCCGCCCGGCCCCUCAGCUGUAUAUACUAUUUAUUUAAGGGUUGGGAUAUAACACAGAGGAUCCCUAGACCCUGCCCACCCACCCCCGACUUUCCCCUGGGGCUCCCCGCCCUCUGCAUGCCUCGGGCCGAGCCCCCUCCCCCGCGGUGCCUUCGCCCCUCU